This is a messenger RNA of Malurus melanocephalus (red-backed fairy wren), 4207 nucleotides long. It is a transcript of the gene YDJC, whose product is annotated as YdjC chitooligosaccharide deacetylase homolog. The transcript has 7 exons. The record is from RefSeq and is a predicted model, not a curated record. The coding region runs from base 407 to 1312 and encodes 301 amino acids. Gene Ontology annotation, molecular function: deacetylase activity. Gene Ontology annotation, biological process: carbohydrate metabolic process. NCBI's taxonomy places the organism in Eukaryota, Metazoa, Chordata, Aves, Passeriformes, Maluridae.
GGAGAACUGCGGGCUGUGUUCCCUCACGGAGCCGGGCCCGGCCCGCGCUCCCUCAAGCUGCCGUCGGGCCCGGAGCGGGGAGCGGGGUCACCCCCGGCUGCCGGGCACCCCUGGGCAGCCCCGACACGACUCUGCAGUUUGCUCUUGCUGAAAACGUAGGAGGAGAGGCCAGUCUUUGAGGGAGAGAAGAUUUCCUGGAAAGUUCUGCAGAGUCCUGGCCAUCUGUGUCCAUCACUGUCACCGUCUCUCAGCCACUCCCAUGACUGAUGCUGGUCCUUCAAGAAAAGGAGAUCUCCCCUCAGAGCCCCAAAGGAAUUAAUGUGCCUUUCCACUCAAUCAAGUGGGAUUUUCYGGGUGAUUUCAGUGAUGCUGGGAGAUGACAACAAUCAUUGGAUGACAUCUAAGGAUGCUCCAGGUGAAGCUAAUAGUAACUGGAGAUGACUUUGGCUAUUGUCCUCGGAGAAACCAAGGCAUCGUGGACUGUUUCCUGGCUGGUGCGAUAUCUAACGUGUCCCUUCUAGUCAACGGAAGUGCUGCUGCAGAUGCAGCCAAGCUGGCAAGGAGAUACAACAUCCCRAUAGGCCUGCAUGCCAACCUCUCCGAGGGCUCCCCUGUAUGUGAGGUGCUCAAGACAAACUCAUCUCUGCUCAAUGAAGAUGGAUUCUUCCAYGGAAAAAUGGGAUUCAGAACAGCUCURUCAAAAGGUCUCCUGAAUAUGUCAGAGGUGAAGCAGGAGCUAAAGGCCCAGGUGGAGCUGUUCCAUGAGCUGACAGGUCACCUACCUCCUCACAUGGAUGGGCACCAGCAUGUCCAUGUUCUCCCAGAGGUCAGGCAUGUAUUUGCAGAGGUGYUGGAGGAAUAUGGGAUUAAGUACACACGUGUCCCAAUAGAGCCAGGCCUUCAUAACUGUGACUGGAUUCCACCAUCCCUGAUGGACUUUUACCUGGGAGUAGAAGAAGAUUCUUUUAACACAGUGGAUGUGUUUACAAAACAUGGAAUAAGGUGGCCAGACAUUUACAUAGGCCUGAGCACCAUGGGCAGGAACAUGUCUGUCAGCAGCAUCUGCAGCGCCAUCGACAGCGCCAUCCUGGAGCUCACGGCCAAGGCACCGCAGAGCAGGACAGUGACAAUCGAACUGAUGGUGCACCCAGGCUACCCCAGUGUCCCCCCUGUUGGCGGCUGUGGGGAAGGACCGGAUGACUUCUCACAGUCCUGGGAGCGCCUCCAUGAACUCCAGACAUUAACUAAACCGGAACUGCAGAGCCAUUACAAAAACAGGAACAUUCAGCUGUGUUCAUUCAAAGAUCUUUAAAUAAAUGAGCAUCCAUCUCUCCCUCCAUCCAUCCAUCCAUCCAUCCAUCCAUCCAUCCAUCCAUCCAUCCAUCCAUCCAUCCAUCCAUCCAUCCAUCCAUCCAUCCAUCCAUCCAUCCAUCCCUCCAUCCAUCCAUCAUCUCUCUGUUAUCAGUGUCACAGGCCCUCUACAGCUCACAGGAGCUGUCAACAGCCUGGGAAUGGACCCCACCCCGCUGUGAGCAGCUCCAGGUAGGGCGCCAGAGCCUCAGCUGCCCGUGUGAAGGCCACAUCUGCUCUGAAUGUGCCAAACCCAUUCUGUGACACCCCCUCCACAAGACCCCGGUGCAGCACACGCUCCUGGGGCUCAGCUCCACAGACACACUUGGCUGUGAGGGACACUUUGCAGCACGGCASCCUCAGGGGCCUGAUCAUCUUUCUUUUCAGACUUAAUGACAAAACAAGAAAUGUGCUGGGGAGUGGGUGCUGCUAUGGAGUAUCCACUCAGUGUAGGUGACCCAUGGCAUUUGGUUUUCUGGAAGCACCCAGUCCCUGCYCCUCCACUCGUAGCUGCUCACUGAUGGUGAGGGAUGCUGGGACACGUCACCCUCAGAGCCUUCCUCUGGUUGGAGUGGUCGGGUCACACGCAGCCCCGUGGGGUCUGCAGCYGCCUCAGCUGGCAGGAAUUGUGUCUCUGCCUGUUUAUGUUGCCUCUUGGCAUUAAGCACCCCCGGGAAAGUAACAUCAGCUGCAGCCCUUUUGGAGAGGCUUCUUAUUUUUUGGAUGACUUUGCAGGAGCAGCAACUGUUGACCCAUCUGCUAUUUCAGUAACUGCUGCAUAUGAGAGCAGCAGCAACUGCUCCUGAACCACCCACUGCCCCUCAGGACAACCAUGUGCUGUGCAGAGUGGAGAAGGUCCCUGUAUUUGUCCCUUUUGUCCCURUCACCAAAGCAUUCAAACUCCAACAAGCCCCAGUAAUGCUGAUACAUUCUUAACUGCAGCUCUGUCAUUCCUUUCCCAUGGGAACUUUCACAUGGGAAAAAAUUAUUUUAGAUUGUUUAUGCUCAUUUUCUGCACAAGAAUGAUCUAUUUAAUGUAAUCAGUUUUGUCAACCAUGUUUUUUAAUAUUAAAAAUGUCAGAUCAUCAUUCUUUUAAAUGAAAAAAUAAACUCAGGCCUUUUCUAUUGCAAAGCUUCAGGAGGCUUUUGGGUUUGGUCACAGGUGGUGAGUGAACUCAACCCAUUCACCUGUCUGCUCCUAUAGCCCUGGAAAGGCAUCCCUUUCUAUCAUUAAUGGGAACCGUCUGACCUUUCCUAUAACGUCUGAAGAAGUUUUUGCCCUGUACAAAUAGGAAAAACAUMAAGGAUGCUGCAGAAAGUAUUUUUUCCGAUUUUUUUCUAAACUSUAGAAAAUGCCUUAAACGCUUGAGCCGGGCCGGGUCGGAGCAGGGCAGGUGUCACCCGCUCCUGCCGGGGGCACCGGGACAGAGCCGCGCCCGGAGCGCUCGCACCCAGCAGCGCCACCCGCUGCCCGCCGGGCCUCACUGCACCCUCCCUCGGUUACGGGACUGUCACCACAUCCUUAUGGAUACUAUUAAACUUUAUUAUAAACGCUUAAACUGCUCCAUGUUCUAACCGCUGAACUGGCUCUGAUCGCACCCAUGAGGACAUUACAYACCUGCGGAAUUUUGGAUGCAUGUCCUGCUAGCUGAGCACUGAAGACCUGAGGGCAGCCUUACACGAGCACUGUAUUGUGAACAGAAAAUGGAUUUUAAAAUUCUGUAUUUUAAAUGAAGAGCAUUAAAYCCCAAAUUUCCAUUUAAUUUAGAGAAAUGAAUGAAGAACUACUAAAAGACUACUAAAUAGGGAGCCUUUCAAUUAUGUAAAUUAUAGGGAGAAUAAGGAAAUUUCUCAGCGGUUCUGUGAAAGCUUUAAGGACAACCCAAGUUCAAAUUAAACACUACAACAAUCCCRGUUAACCCCCAGACCUCUGUGAAAAUAAAACCAUGCCACAAAGCCUUUGAGAGCAAUUUUUAUUAGGGUAGCAGAAUGGACUUGCAGAAAGCCUAUACCAGUACUCCUGGGUGUAGUUUCACCAGUGCGCUGCUUUUAUUGUGGAUGUUCAACUGCACAUUUAGAAUUCAGCAUGGCUUAGGGAACCAGAGAGAACAAGAGCUUGAUUUCCUGAGUUAUCAUAGGACUUCGCACUUGGAUUUCUUCUCCUCAGCCUUCAGCCACACAGGUGCUGGAUCCCUUUGUUCAGAGGCUGCCCCGGACGCGUGCCAGCACUUUGUUUACACAUUUUGCAGUUUAGCAGUUGGACUAUGAAGAACACACCAAGAGAACUGAUAGCAAGAUCUGUCUUCUGUGUGACGAGCUGGAAUGGGAACGGCCGGUGCGGYGCUGCCGGAGCUCCUGGAAUCACACGGCCCCUCCGUCCCUUCCCACGGCAUCUGGGUCACAGCGAGGCAGACAGACGCAGUCUUUGACCUGAGAGGCUUUACAACCACAGAGUAACUAUUGAGUAGCAACGAGGGCAGCAAACUAGUGCUACAGUUUUGUUUCAAAUAAAAUUUAGAGAAUGGUAGRUUUCCAUGCCAACAGACAUGAUCAAAAGGUACACUGACUCAGGUGAUGCAGAAGUUACACACUUCGGUUUGACAGAUAAUUUGGCAUUAUUUUAUUAUGUAUCCGAGUGAGCGUGAACGAAACAAAAUCAGUACCAACUUUCUGCAAAUGAAGACACGAAGAUGUGAAAAUUUGGUAAUAGUGCUCUCACAAGCCUGAAAACACUUAGGAAAUGCAAGUUUCCGUAAAUAAGGUGAAUGUGGUUUAACUUUAUUUACCUGCCAAAGAAUCUGUCUAAGAACACUUAAACAUAAAAUUUCUUAGCUCCCUAACUUAUAAAAAAAUUUAC